Messenger RNA from Lagopus muta (rock ptarmigan), 4187 nucleotides. RefSeq names its product complement C2 (gene C2). The transcript is spliced from 17 exons. Gene Ontology annotation, cellular component: extracellular region. The record is from RefSeq and is a predicted model, not a curated record. Lineage: Eukaryota; Metazoa; Chordata; Aves; Galliformes; Phasianidae. The coding region runs from base 1638 to 4187 and encodes 849 amino acids. Gene Ontology annotation, molecular function: serine-type endopeptidase activity. Gene Ontology annotation, biological process: proteolysis; complement activation.
AAACAAAGCUUCACUGUUAGCUGGCACAGCAGCAAAGAAGACGACAGUGAUCACAUUCAUACCUACCUUCACAAUCACCUGCUUCCAUGGCAAGUCAAAAUAGCAAGAAGAUCCAUUAUUUAUGAGCUACAGAAUUCUUCCAGAACUGAAGGGAUUCACUGAAUCCUGACAAUUCAGAAAUAUUUUCUCCAGGAAAUUCACUGUUUUAGGUCUUGGUCAUAUGGUCCUUUCCCAUGCAAGAAAAUAAGCAAUUAGCACGCUCCACAGGAAGGUGUGCAUGUUGGCACUGGGAAUGUCCCUGUUUUUACUACUUUUAUGCUGCCAUGCAUUCUUAUAUUUAUUCAUUAUUUCUUUAAAUACAUUUUCUUUGUAUUUCUGAGAGUUCUCAAAAUAAAGAAGGAAAUGCCUCAAUGAAAAACGCUGCGCUGAAGCCUACGCUGAAUGAUCACAUAUUUGCAUGACAAUGAAUACACAGUGAAGGUGGUUUGUACACCAGAUUAUCCAUCCCUGUUGCUGCACUCAUUUUACUACUGAUACGAAUUUAUGAUCUCUGGUAGGGCCUGGACAUUGGGUACCAAUGUGGAAAGAUAAAUCUGAAUGGGGAAGUGGAAAGGAUGAUAAAAUGCCCUGCCUUGUUAAGUGGCACGUGGAACCAACAUGAAACUUGAAACCCUUGGUUAAGAAAGCAAAAUAGAGUGGUACUGUAAGUAAUGCAGAGUUGUGGUUGUGUGGACACUUCACUUAGCCUCAAGUGGGACCACAGUGACCACAUUGGAAGGAAUCUGGCCAAGAAAGUACAAGACAGCACUACUUUUGUUGGCCUAGAGAGUGUAAUCAGCAGAUGUAUUUCUCUCCCAUGUGACAGGGAUGCCCAUCCCUCUAAACACAAACUCCACCUGUCUAAAAACCUUGAUUUGAGUGGAGGAAAAAGCUUCAUCCAUGUGUACAAAUGGAGUAUUAUACAAAGCAGAAAGUUAAGGAUAGGAUCAAUUCAAAGUUUAGAGGCACGUCCCCUGCAGACAGAUGUGCAGACGGACCUUGCUCCUCACCUUUCUCCAUAUUUGGUAGUUAAAGGAAAUAUUUCAUGUUGGCUGGGACAUACCACAUAACCAGAUCCAUUCUCAAGGAAAUUCAGCUCUAUGGGGUUAAUGGGAGCAAUGAGAGAACUGGGCAGCAGUGGGGGAACUGGGGACACUUGGAGUGGUAGGGGCAAUAGGGUUAACAGGGGGAAACUGGAAUCAGUGGAGGCUACAUGGGGUAACAGGAAGGAAAAACUGGGAACAGUGUGGAGAAACUGGCGAUAAUGGGGGCACUGGGGGAGAACUGGGAGAUCACGUGGGCCUCAACCCGGGGAGAGAAGCUGUCGUGACGUCAUCGCUGCCCCCCCCCACGUCCCUUCUCAUCCUCGCCCCCUCGCGCCUCGCUGUCACUUCGAGAUAAUCGCAACAGGACGGUGGUGAUGACGUCAUCAUCCUGCGCCGCACCGCCCCCUUAGCAGCGUUCCCCUCCGUUAGGCCCCGGGGGCGGACCCACAGUGCAGAGCCGCCCCUGGCGGAGGGCAGGGCCUUCCCUUUGCCCCCCCCUCCCUCGGCCCCGUUAACCCCGCGUUUCUCCCUCGGGGUCCUCAGUUCCCGGCUAUGGCUCUGUGGGUGCUGCUGCUCCUCGCGGUGUUCCCCGUGACGCCCUCCGCCUCUCCCCGCUGCGCCCCGCAGUGCCCCCCUGGCACUUACCCGCACCCCCCGGGCCGAACACGGCAGCGCUGCAGUCCCCCGAAGGGCCGCUCGGAGCCCGUCCGCUGCCGAGCGCUCCGUUGCCCCGCGCCGCUCUCUUUCCCUCACGGCACCGUGGAGCCGCGCUUUCCCGCGUACCCCUCCGGCAGCGUCCUCCGCUUCUCGUGUGACGACGGCUUCGUGCUGCGAGGGGCCGCGGAACUGCGCUGCAGAACCGGGGGUGUCUGGAGCGACGCCCCCCCCGUGUGCGACGACGGCGAAGGUGACUGUCCCCCCCCUGCGACACCAGCGGGGGGGGUGACAACGGGCGGGGGACGGCACCAUGGAGCCGAGGUUCGGGUGCACUGUGGGGCAGGGCUGCAGCUUCUGGGACCUUCCCGGCGCCACUGCAUGGAGACUGGGAGGUGGUCCGGGCCUGAACCCACCUGCCGCCACCCCUACUCCUUCGACCUCCCUGAGGACAUCAGCAGUGGCCUUGGCUCUUCCUUUGCCUCCAUCCUGGAGCUGGCGGGUGCCCACGCUGACAAUGACAAGUCCCUGGGACGCCGCAUUGUACUGAGCCGCAAUGAGUCCCUCCAUGUCUAUGUGCUUCUGGAUGCUUCUGGCAGCGUCCAACAGGACAACUUUGAGCUCUUCCGGCAGAGCGCGGUGGCCAUCGUGGAUAGGCUCAGCAGCUUCGAGGUGCCCCUCAGGUUUGCCAUCGUCUCCUUUGCCACCCACACGCAUGUCAUCAUCUCCACCAUCGAAGACGACGCUUCUGAUGCUGACGAAGUCAUCGCGCGCUUGGAGGCCAUGAACUUUGGUGUGCACAGGAACGCAACGGGGACCAACAUGCAUGGGGCGCUGUUGGAGGUCUACCACAUGAUCCUCUUCCAAAAGGAGCGGUCAACGCGUGACGGCCAACCCAACGCGUGGAGGAACAUGCGGCAUGUCGUCAUCCUGCUGACAGAUGGGAGGUUCAACGUUGGCGGACAUCCCCGGGAUGCGGUGGCCAAGAUUGAGGAUGUGCUGGAGAUCAGAGACGACCGCGAGGAGUACCUGGACAUCUAUGCUUUUGGGGUGGGGACCCUGGAGGUGGACAUGGCUGAGCUGGAGGCAGUGGCCUCGCACCGCCGGGAUGAGCGCCAUGCCUUCAAGCUGGCAGAUGCGUCGGCACUGCGCCAGGCACUGGAGGGGGCUCUGAGUGCCACUGCCAUCGGGGACCUCUGCGGUGUCAUCAUCCCUGCUGGCACUGCCCGACCACCGUGGCACGUUGUACUGAGGACUGGAGUGCAGCAGCGUUGUGCAGGGACCCUUCUGGGGGGCCGCUGGGUGCUGACGGCUGCCCACUGCUUCCUGGGGGGUGAAAGCCCCCAUGACUGGAGCGCCAAGCUGGCAGGGGGUCAGGAGGUUUCCAUCCGAGGGUGGAACCUCCAUGAGGACUUUGAUAUCCGGGGGAGGGCGGCACAGGGGGUCCCUGAAUUCUACGACUAUGAUGUGGCCCUGGUGGAGCUGGAGAAGGAGGUGGGAGACACAGGGGUCCCCAGGCGCAUCUGCAUACCCUGCACUGAGGAUGCAAACAGAGCUCUGAGAAUGGCACCAGGGACCACAUGCCAGAAGCAAGAGGUGGAGCUGUUGGGCCACACUCGUGUCCCCGCCGAGUUUGUGUCACUGGAGGGCAAGAGGUUGAGCGUCAGGAUCAAGGAGCAGGAGGAGCGUGCCUCCUGCCUGACGGGUGCAGUGCAGCCUGGGAUGCCCCAUGCUAAUGCCUCUGUGAAGGAUGUGGUGACAGAACGGUUCCUGUGCAGUGGGCAGGAGAGCAGCAGUGAGCAGGAAGAUGCAGCCUGCAAAGGUGAAUCCGGAGGUUCCCUCUUUGUGGAACGCCGCCACCGUUUCCUCCAGGUGGGGGUCCUGAGCUGGGGCACCUUCAAUCCAUGCUACAGGGGGGGCCGCAAUGCCGAGGGGGGGCUGCUCCGUGCCCCAGCCCCCCCUGGCCACCACCCCAGGGAUUUCGCCAUCAGCCUCUUCCGCAUUCAGCCCUGGUUACGGCGACACCUGGGGGGGGGUCCUGCGCUUCACCCCCCUGUGACUCCCCACCACGGCAGGACUCCCCCCAAGGGUCCUCGCCAUUGGACUCCUAUAGGAGCUCAACUGGACCCUCCUACCCCAAUCUGUACCCCCUCCCCCCCCCGAAUAAAGUUGUGUCUCUCCCAGUUUUGUGAACUUCCAUGGGUGGUUGAGAUGGGGCAGUAUGGGGUGGUGGGACUUCUGGGGUACCAUUGGGGGAGCUCAUUAGCAUCACUGUGCUUAAUGAGCUUCAGACUUAACAAGGCCCCACCUGUGGGGAGGGGGGCGACACGCUUCCGGCUGCCCCCGGAAGAGCUCAUCCCGUACCCUUGCGCUAUUUCCGCUCACGUGCUCAGCGCCGCUGUGCGUCGCAUCACGUGCACAUCACGUGCCGCCGUCCCGGGCCGCUGA